AUGUCCCUAGUUUUGAAAAGGUUUGCCUCCUCGAGUCAAACUCAACCUGAUAAGAAAGCGCAAGCGGCCCAACUUGCCGUCCAAUCAUUAAAGGAUUUCGGUUCGCUAUUAUCUCCAUCAUCAGACGAUGCUACGCAACCGAUAGACACUAGACCCAUUUACGAAAAUCCACAGCUGUUCCCCAACUUAUCCCUUUUACACCAAGGACAAGUUGUGACGGAAUUGCAGCUGAAAUAUGAUAAAAAUUGGAACAAGUUGCUGAAACAAGAUAAAUUAUUGGGAUAUUUCAUAUCGUAUGGUGAUUGGGGUGUGCGUGAAAAAUUCUCCAACUGGAACAAUCCUAGUUCACCUCCAUUGGAUUUGCCGUUCCAUGUGCCGAGUCAAUUGAAAAGUUUGAGUCCGAAAGGGACUGAUGUGAUUAUGCCAUUAGAGCCAGUGAAGUUGAGUGAAACCCCUGUAAGAAUCGAUCAAUUUGAUUAUAAAAAAAUGGAUCCAGCUAGUAAAGUUUGCAUAUAUUUGAUUGUGUUUAUUGCUAUGGUUGCUAUUUAUCGGGAUAAGAAUAUCGGCGAAGAUGGCAAACCUGUCGAGGUCAAGAUAGAAGAUCAGUAUGAAGUAGCGAGACAAAAUGAGAUACAAGAGAAACAAAGAGAGGUUGAGGAACAAGAGAGGAAGCAGAGAGAAAGCCGGAAGUGGUACUAUCUUUGGUUAAAGUAG
Lodderomyces orthopsilosis Co 90-125 is the source of this 714-nucleotide messenger RNA. RefSeq lists its product as uncharacterized. Gene Ontology annotation, biological process: mitochondrial electron transport, cytochrome c to oxygen. Lineage: Eukaryota; Fungi; Ascomycota; Pichiomycetes; Serinales; Debaryomycetaceae. The coding region runs from base 1 to 714 and encodes 237 amino acids. The record is from RefSeq and is a predicted model, not a curated record. The transcript has a single exon.